AUUAAGCGCGGAGCUGGAGAAUCAGAGGAAAUAACAGGCACAAACAAACAAGAAGGGCGUGUGGAAUAACAGGAAAGCGCUGGUAUGUGCUGAUGAAUGAGGAGAACAUGUGAAGGAAAGCGAGGAAUCAGGACGGAGCCAAUUCCUUUUCUGCUGCUGCUGCGUUCCUGGAGCAUUCGCAGCUUCACCGGAGGAUGCUCGGUCCGCUGCUGUAAUCUGGGCAGUCUCCUCAGCUGCAUCUCACUGUGCAUCCUACAGCGGAUGACAGGUGCAGCAUGAUGUGCGGACAGGAAGGUUUUCCCUGAGCAUCUGCAAGGGUUUCUCUGCCUCCCUCAGUCCGCAUCACCGCCGACUCCUGUUAGACGCAAAGGAGGGGGAAACACUGGAUCAUUUGUCCACUGUUUAAUUAUUUACCAGAAUCUGUUCCUGAACAUCAACAUAUGCUGGUGUCUUUGUUUUACACCCUCCCGUGCAUGAUCUUAAACCCGGGAUUGAAGUGUCGUUGACACGGAUCGAUGGCCAGGCAACCAGAAUUUCCUCAGAAGAGGGAUGAAACCUAAAAUAACCCCGGUGCCAAAUGCUUUCGGCGCAUCGCAGACCGAGGGAGCCUUGAAUCUGUGACACGUAUCUCCGGAGACCCCCUGUCCCCCCUCCUCCUCCUGUCCCUCGGAGCCCCGACUUUUUAAUGGCUUUUGUGUUCAGGAGAUGGAGGGUGUUACUGGUGCUGAACGUGCUCGCGGUGGCCGGGUUCAUGACUUUCUGGACCAAGUGCAACACACGCAGCAGCGUCCAAACCGGUCCGGAGUCUCCUGCGGACGGGAGGAGGCCCCUGGGCAACGGGACGGUGCAGGGGCCCAGCAUCAGCCAUGAGGUGCUGCUGAAGAGGCUCAGCUCUCUGGAGGAUGUGGUGUACAGGCAGUUAAACGGUCUGUCCAAAUCUCUGGGCCUGAUAGAGGGCUUCGGGGGUCGGGGAAAAGGCGGCCUUCCCGCAACGCUGUCCCCCGCUGAGGAAAGCGAUGCUAAAUACCUGAGGGAGAAAUAUGGCUACAAUGCGUACCUCAGUGACAGGAUCUCUCUGGACCGGAACAUACCGGACCACCGGCCCGGCAAAUGCAGAAAGGUCAGCUACCCGAGAGAUCUCCCGCAGAUCUCCCUCAUCUUCAUAUUCGUCAACGAGGCUCUGUCGGUGAUUUUGCGCUCAGUCCACUCCGCUGUCAAUCACACGCCGGCUCACCUGCUCAAAGAAAUCAUCCUGGUGGACGACAACAGCGACGACGAGCAGCUGAAGGCUCCGCUGGAGGAAUAUGUCAACAAGCGCUACCCCGGCCUGGUGAAGAUCGUCAGGAACCAGAAGAGAGAGGGGCUGAUCCGGGCCAGAAUCGAGGGCUGGAAGGUGGCCACCGCAGAGGUGACUGGAUUCUUUGACGCACAUGUGGAGUUCACCCCGUCCUGGGCCGAGCCGGUUCUGGCCAGAAUCAAAGAAGACCACAAGAGGAUUAUCCUGCCUUCCAUCGACAACAUCAAGCAUGACACGUUCGAGGUGGAGCGCUACGAGAACUCAGGCCAUGGCUACAACUGGGAGCUGUGGUGCAUGUACAUCAACCCCCCCAAACAGUGGUGGGACGAGGGGGACAUAUCGGCUCCCAUCAGGACUCCCGCCAUGAUUGGCUGCUCCUUCGUGGCCAAUCGGGACUACUUUGGCGAGCUGGGCCUGCUCGACUCUGGCAUGGACGUCUACGGAGGAGAGAACAUCGAGCUGGGCAUCAGGGUGUGGCUGUGUGGAGGCAGCAUGGAGGUGCUGCCUUGUUCCAGGGUGGCUCACAUCGCCCGGAUGAAGAAACCGUACCACAGUAACAUCGCUUUCCACACACGGCGGAACGCUCUGCGUGUGGCCGAGGUCUGGAUGGACGAGUACAAGUCCAACGUCUACCUGGCCUGGAACAUCCCCAUGGAGAACCACGGUAUUGAUUACGGAGACAUCUCUCAGAGGGUGGCUCUCAGGAAGAACCUGCAGUGUAAGAGCUUCGAGUGGUACCUCGACAACGUUUACCCGGAGAUGAGGAGGUACAACAACACGGUGUUCUACGGAGAGAUUCGUAACUCCAAAGCGAGCCACCUGUGUAUGGAUCAGGGUAUGAAGGAGAACCACACAGCCACCCUGCACCCCUGCCACGGCUGGGGUCCUCAGUUAGGACGAUUCACCAGAGAGGGCCAACUGUUCCUGGGGCCCCUGGGCAGCACCGGGGACGACACCCGCUGCGUGGUGGAUGAUCAGACCAGCAACAUCCCUCAGCUCCUCAACUGUGACAAGGUGACCAACGUCAAGCAGAAGAUGUGGCACUUUUCUCAGAAUGAGUCCAUCAUAAAUCGAGCCACAGGGCGCUGUCUGGAGGUGGUUCCGGCCAACGUCUAUUUCGGCCAUCUGCUGGUGCUGCAGCCCUGCUCUGGGCAGAGGUGGGUUAUCAGGAACACCAUGAAGCAGUAGUGGCCAUUUUCCCUGAGACCACGGAUACCAGGGGCCAAUAUUAAGAGCUGGCCCCUGAGAUCAGCUCUGUCGAGGUCCAGCGGACGAGGCAGCGGCUCCUCAUCUUCUCCAGAAACGACAGAGGAGACUUCUCAGUGAAACAAGGCUUGUGAAAAUGUUUUGUUUUUUACAAAGCGGACAUUUAAAAUAAUGCAAGUUUAGCAUGAGGACUGUAUCUCCCUCCAUCCGACCACUUUGAUGUGACGUUGCCAUAAUUCCCGUGCCACUCCUCUGCCAUGUUUUCAGUUUUAAGGAUGGAUGUUCUGUCUUAUACAGUAUGGGGGGAAAUAGAUUUUUUAUCUUCAUCCUCAAAAUGUGUCUGCAUUGUUCCUUUCUGGAUCAUGUUACAUCUUUGAAAUAUGUAAAAGAAUAAAACCCCUGGGAUUACAGUUUCAGAAUUCAUCGUAAUUUGUAGUGGGCUUCGUUAGUGGAUUUUAUCUUACCUUGAAAUUAAGCAUUAUAUUUUGCACAUAAAUGGCCCAAAGUGAUUUUUACUUUGUUCUAACAGGAGCAUUGACCCUGUUAAUAUCUAUAAUUUAAAGAAAAAGGCAUUAACAAUUAAUAAUACUUGUUGUAUCCGAGCCUUAUUGUUUUGCAGUCAUUGUGAAUCAGUAAAAAAAAAUCAUAUAGUCGAGGGCUACCGAGCUGGAUCAUAGUUUUAUAUGUCGUGGAUAUCUUUUUUAUUGUCAUUUUUUUCCCAUUGGAUAGCACCAAAUGCAGUACAUCUUGUAGCAUGAUUGUAAGUACUGUAUGCACACGGGACAAAGAAUGCCAUAACUGCUGAAAAACAGCCACAACUGACCGGCUGCAGACACACAGGAGACCUGCAGGAGGAGAAGUGCACAAGUGUAUGGAUUGGGGAAAUGCUGGAGGCUCUUGAGGCCAGUAUUAUUAUCGUAAUGAGAUGUAUAUGAUGUCAUAUAUUCAAUUAAUUCAGUGUCAUCAGUUGGAUUUUUGCUUCCA
This is a messenger RNA of Eleginops maclovinus (Patagonian blennie), 3487 nucleotides long. RefSeq names its product polypeptide N-acetylgalactosaminyltransferase 17 (gene galnt17). Gene Ontology annotation, molecular function: polypeptide N-acetylgalactosaminyltransferase activity. The transcript is spliced from 12 exons. Bases 686 to 2485 code for a protein of 599 amino acids. Gene Ontology annotation, biological process: protein O-linked glycosylation. Gene Ontology annotation, cellular component: Golgi apparatus. Lineage: Eukaryota; Metazoa; Chordata; Actinopteri; Perciformes; Eleginopidae. The record is from RefSeq and is a predicted model, not a curated record.